Molecule: messenger RNA, 2185 nt
Organism: Daldinia decipiens
Lineage: Eukaryota; Fungi; Ascomycota; Sordariomycetes; Xylariales; Hypoxylaceae
Product: alpha/beta-hydrolase
Exons: 1
Coding region: 398-2014 (538 amino acids)
Source: RefSeq, a predicted model, not a curated record
AUUUUAGGUUCGCCUUCUGAGGCUCUACCGAUGUGAUGUCCUGUCGCUGUGUAUGCACGAAUCCUUGGCAAACUUUGAGAAUGUUUCGUCGCUUGUCUUAACGACCGGUUGUUGCUAAUUCAUUAAUUUUGCCACGAACUGAGAUUGUUGUGAUAGAAGAAGAGUUGAAGAAUUUAGACUCGGGAUUUAAAUUCCAGAGACAAGUGCGAAUACCGAAAUACAUAGCCUACCUAGUACCUACAUACCUAGGUUACCUAGGUACCUACAGGUAAGUUUUCAAUUACCGAUUAACUAACCAUCUUGUAAGUAUGAAUAAUUCCAUUAUAGGGGGUCUAAAGUGAUAUUUCCUUAUUAUUGCAUACCCGAGCUAACAGACAACAACCCCCUAUUAGACGCCAUGGCCAAUCCCGGAAUGCUCUACGUUACCAUGCAGCCCAAGCUAGGGCUGCCGAUACACCAGUUUCAUGAAUGGUACAACAAUGAGCAUGGCCCGACGAGGCUCAGACUGCCCCAGAUCUUCUCGAACGGCCUCCGUUAUCGGGCGGCAGACGGAAAGGAGCCCGAGUUUCUAGCCGUCUACGACAUCGUGUCUAUGCCGCUCUUGGAGACGGAUACUUACACGUCUUUACGCGCAAAUAGAUCGCCUAGAGAAGCCGAAACUAUUGGCCAGGUAGACGUGAAGAGGUACUUCUGGGAUCUCGUCUCUGCAACCGAGUCUCCGCUCUUCAUCCCAAUCGAGCAGUUGGCAGAUGACGAGGCCGAGAGCAUACUCCUGCUCUCGUUGGAGUUCAAGCUUAGCGACACGGCAGAUGCUGAGAGAGAAACCAGUAUGUGGCUCAAGGAGCACGUGUCUUCGAUAUCAAAGUUAGCCGGCUGGCUACGAUCGCGGGUCCUCAGAACAUCCAGCUUGGAGUCUGGCUCGCCAAUCUCCUUCAUUGCGCUACAUGAGUUUUCCAAGGCGGAGCUCGCAACAGCAACUCAUCUGCUUACAUCAUCCCCUCUCGGGUGGAAUGAUAUUCGAGAAAAGUAUGCAACAGUGAACUCGCAACGGCUGUACGAGCUGUUCUACGUCUUUGGACCGGCAUCGCGCGAUUUACACAAUUUGUCGCGUCUCGAGCCCUCGACGCCUAACUUCACAUUCCCAGACCAUAAGACUAUCACUUCAGCUGCUACUUCAACAAUCUUCUCGUACGUGACGAAUCCCGAUGGGCUUGAGAUCCCUUACAAGCUCGAAGGCAACCCGGACCCCAAGGCGCCAGUUAUUGCUUUCUGCAACUCGCUGCUUACCUCACUUGACAUGUGGAAUCCCUUAGUAAAGAUCCUGAAGGCGCAGAGACCACAGUAUCGCAUUCUACGCUAUGACUUUCGCGGCCGGCACAGCAUACCUUCCCCCCCUGUUCCCGCAACCUUGAACACGCUAGCAGACGAUCUAAGUAGUGUCCUAUCUGCGCUACGGAUUCCCAAGCUAGACACCUUGAUCGGCGUAUCUAUGGGCGGAGCCACGACAUUGCGGUUCGCGCUCAAGUAUCCGGAUAAGCUAGGGCGAUUCAUCGCGUGUGAUUUCAAUGUAGCGUCUAGCCCCGCAAACACGGAAGCGUGGAAGCAGCGUAUCGCUAUCGCCGAGACUCCUCUCGAGGACGGCGUUCCUGGUAUCCAAAAACUGGCAAAGCAGACCGUUGAGCGCUGGUUCCACCCCGAUACGAUGGAGAAGAAGCAAGAAACCGUGCGCUGGGUAGAGGAUAUGGUUGCCAAGAACAAUCUCGAGGGCUUCAGGUACGGGUGCCAGGCGCUCUGGGACUACGAUAUGAAAGCCCAGAUGAAAGAAUGUCAGGUCCCGGCACUGCUGGUCGUUGGGGAGGGCGACGGAAAGGGGGCGUUGGUCAAGGCCAUGGACGGCUUCAAGGGCCUUCUUGGAAAGGAUGGUGCCGAGCUGGCCGUCGUACCAGAGGCGGGCCACCUUCCCAUGUGUGAGAAUCCAGAAGCUUUCUGGAAGGCUGUGGAGGGGUUCUUGUGAAGAUCUAGACUACUCUAUAGUUAUUUUGGUAAUUGGUUUGUAACACAGUGCCAAGCUGGUUCUCUGGCUUGAGAGUAUAGCUCCACGUCUGUCCAGUGGGCUAUCAGCUGCUGCCGCAGCUAUGAAUAGCUCUUAAUCUAAAUCGAUCUAAUGGGCAUAUGACAUCGAAAG